AUGUAUCAAAAUUCAGUUGAAGAAAUCUUUGUGACUUUCAUGACCUGUCUUUUUUUGUACGACAUGAUCUAUGGGUCUCAUUCAUUGAACUUCGCCGAGCCUCGCCUUUCUACAAUCCUUUGUCCUCCCAAAGACAUCGAGGAAUUAGUGCUUAAGGAUGCUCAAUUGGAGGGCUCAAAUGUAUUGAACCACGUAUCCAUAGGCAGUGAUUCCGGCCAGAUGGCACCUAUCAUUGGAUCAUUCCAUAGGGUUGCAUUUUCGAAAUCCAUGCCCGCCAUCGAGAACUGGUCAUUCAGCAACGGUUCAGCAUCAGCUAUACCUGUUGUUUGA
This is a messenger RNA of Cadophora gregata, 330 nucleotides long. RefSeq lists its product as uncharacterized. The transcript has a single exon. Lineage: Eukaryota; Fungi; Ascomycota; Leotiomycetes; Helotiales; Ploettnerulaceae. The record is from RefSeq and is a predicted model, not a curated record. The coding region runs from base 1 to 330 and encodes 109 amino acids.